This is a messenger RNA of Aspergillus nidulans FGSC A4, 1291 nucleotides long. RefSeq names its product ribonuclease P protein subunit p40. Gene Ontology annotation, biological process: tRNA 5'-leader removal. NCBI's taxonomy places the organism in Eukaryota, Fungi, Ascomycota, Eurotiomycetes, Eurotiales, Aspergillaceae. Gene Ontology annotation, cellular component: ribonuclease P complex. The coding region runs from base 1 to 1224 and encodes 407 amino acids. The transcript has 6 exons. The record is from RefSeq and is a predicted model, not a curated record.
AUGUUUGGAUUAGAAGAGGAUGACGCCUCUAGGCGUGAGAAAUGUUACACCACUAUAUCCCAACUGCCUCAGUUCAUCGACCCCAAGCAACCGCCUAUCAAGAAACCCCCAUUCUCUGCAAUCCUAAGCAACCAUUUCGUGCACACGGUACCUCCUCUAUAUCCUUCCCCUAGAGUCAUUAGAGGCCCGCUGACUAAGUGCCAGGUCGAAGUCACCAUGCCAAAGGAGGUCUACUUGUCCAUUGAGAGCUCAUUAGACUCCAACCUGCAGAAGCUGAGAUAUGCUCGCCUUUCUAUGACGCUUUCUUCUCUGAUCGAGGGAGACUUCUUCAACACCAACAUUAAGUCAGGGAAUAUCCUUAUGAUAUCGGAAGGCCGGUCGGGGCUGGACAACGUCUUCACCCUCAGAGAAGGAGUUCUGAAACUGGAACUGGGCAAAGAAGACUAUGAGAAAACUGGGUUGACAGGCAAGCCCGUCCGCACUGGCGGCAAGAAACAUGGAAAAGAGAGGUUUGUUAUCGAGCUCAAUCUACGGCUGCCAUCAAUGCUGCACGGCAAGAAGGGCUUCCAAAGAGUAGAAUGGGCUUUCAAGAACGUCCUCAACCAACCUACGACGUGGCUAUUCUUCGAUCUAGGCACAGAAUCAACCGGUGUAGCAGAAGGCGGACCAGGCGACCCAACUCUAAAGGGCAACAAUCCCGAACUAAUCCCCUGUGAACCAGUCUUGACCACCUACGAUAACGUCGUCACUCCCUCAUUCUCAGAACUGAAUGCCAUGACACAGUCGGAGCCAGAUCUAAGAGACAUCUGCGGCGAGGUCUCCGAAUGGCUGGCCAUGGUAUCUAUACGCUCGCGACGUGUAUCCGCAACUGACAGUAUAGACCCGUAUCUCUGCCGAUAUGUUGCGCCUGAGAUAAGUGGUAAAGCGGCCAUAGCCACUGAUCUCAUUAGCCUGAAAUGGGGCGGGCUUAUACCCCCGCACUGGAUCACGCAGUUGUUUAUUACGCUUUUCCGGAAAAGUGCGCCUCGAUUUUGCAAGACGCCUGCUUGGUUUGCCCUUUCUGCAAACACCCUUGGAAGGGACGCGAUUGAGAGCAAAGAUGGGUAUACAAUCAUGGCAUUGCCAGCGAGCGGCGGGAAUACUGUUGAGAAAGACGAAGACGCAGAGGCGAAGAACACACGGCAUUUCAUCUGUUGGGAAUAUGUUGGUGCAUCGAUACUAUAGAAAAGAACAUUCAUCUUUUGAGUGUAAACUUUGAUGCGCCGCUAUCCAAUAAACCGUUAAUACCGCU